Hordeum vulgare subsp. vulgare (domesticated barley) is the source of this 882-nucleotide messenger RNA. RefSeq names its product DNA-binding protein MNB1B-like. The record is from RefSeq and is a predicted model, not a curated record. The coding region runs from base 160 to 672 and encodes 170 amino acids. Lineage: Eukaryota; Viridiplantae; Streptophyta; Magnoliopsida; Poales; Poaceae. The transcript has 7 exons.
UUUACCUGACUCCUAUAGGAAAAAGAGGCGCUUGGCCCGAUCUCUUUUGUGCCCUAGCAGCUCGCCUCUCGUCUCCCUCGUUUCCUUUCCCCGGAACUCCCCAAUUCGGGCGCUCGAUUCCUGGCUUCGCCUCGAGACGAUCUCACCUGUUGUUGAGGCAUGACGGCUUGCAAGCAGACCGCAUCCACGGGCACCGAUGUAACCAUGGACGAGGCCGACAGCAACUCGGCAGCGAAGAGAGAUGGAGCGGAUGAGCGGAAGCCCCGGACCAAGUGCAGGAAGGGGAAGAAGGUCAAGGACAAGUUGGCGGUGAAGAGCAAUGGAGCGGAGAAGCCCAAGACCCACGACCUUUCCGAUGUUACACGCGGGUUGGCGGCGAUGAGCAUUGCAAUGGAAAAUCCGUUGGAUGAACAGCUCGCCAAGCUCGCCCUUUUCACCUACCAGGACGUCUUCUGGAUGGACAACUUCAAAGGCGUCUAUGACAAGCCGUCCGUAGAUGCUAUUAGAAAGAAAGCUGCUGAAAACUGGGAAUUCUUUAACGAUUCGGACAAGGCCCCUUACGUAGCCAUUGCACGUGUGAACGAAAUACUCCUUGCUGAGGCUUAUGAGUUCAAGAAGACACUGAAGUUGACGCUCGGGAUGACGAACAAGAUGACGAAUCUGAAAAUGUGAACACACAAGAUCUCUAAGAUGUGUUUGAAUAGGUGAUUUGCAUUUUUCCUUUUGCUAUCUGUAUAUCUUUUGGAUUGGUUACUCAAUUAGCAGGGGUCAUGCAUGUACUCUUGUUUUGUUUUUCAUAAGUGGAUUUUUAGGUCCGGGGAUCCCCGCACCCCCUUAUCUGUACCAUUCAUUAAGAAUAUGGCACUUUGAGAUUUGUGCGCC